UUAAAAUCUGUAAUAAUAUUUUCUAACUAUUAGUAUUAGUAACUAAUAAUAUUUCAAUUUAUAAUAUAGAAGGAGAAUCUAUUUCCUUCUUCCUAGAAAGCUACGACACAAACUCAUCUACAUAACAUUCAAUAGAGAACUAACUUCACAAGUGGACACGCGGACGUUUGUGGUCAAAGUCAAAAUAUGUAUUAGUACAAGAAUCCCAUGUGUGUGUAUGCGUGUUAGUCUCCGAUCUAUACUUCCGGUCGUCCCUGGAGCGAAAGGUCGUCUACUUUGUGAGAACCAAUGGCCAUCUUUGAAUACUUGGAGUUAUCGGAGUUGUGAAAUUAUGAGUACUUCCUUGAAUUUCGAUGGUGAAGGGACUUUCUAUAAAAGCAGGAGAAACGGAAGACUAACUUUGAAUCGUUUUUUAGACGUUCGACAAGUAACAUCGGUUCCACGAUGAAGAAAAGUGUAUCUUUAAUAAUAGCGCUAUGUGCGAUUUUCCUGAAUCAAUCGCACGGUAAGCCAACGGAAAUUGCGAAGAAUGCUGACGUGCUGGAUCCCGCUGCAUCAACUGCGAAUAAUAAUUCUUCUGAAGCCGUUGUUGAAACUGUAAGAGAACAAAGAUCGCCACAAUUCGGUUUAUUUGACAAUUACGGUGAUUAUUCUGAUUACGGUGAUAAUGCACGCUUUUAUUAUGGAAGUAAACGUAAAUAUCAUCACCAUAAACCAUACCAUCAUAAACCUAUUGGAGGACAUGGAUGCCGCGGUUAUGGCUGUGGUGGAGGAUUGCAACCGGAUUAUGGCGGCCAUUACUAUGGUGGACAAGGAUCGUCUUUCGCCUCAGCGUCAGCAGGAUCUAUAGGUGGAGGUGGUCCUUACAAUGGAGGACACAGCGGAGCCAAUGCACAGAGCGCGAGUUUUAGCGUUGGACCUUUCUCAGCUUCUUUCAGUUCUGCUCAAGCCUCAGGAAACAGCGGAUUUUAAAUCUUUGAGGAGGUUUCAGGAGCUACUCUCGAAGCUGAUCUCGAAUCACUCCUAAUUCAUUUCACCAUCAUCGUCUCUCUGCCAUUAUCGUGGGAUCAUUGUUUACAAACAUUCUACGUCACUAGAAGCAAGUAAAUAAGCCUAACCGCGUGCGCGAUCCACCCCCUUGCCUCCUGAGAUUUCCUGAGAGAGCAAGUUCCCUUUGUCCGCAUGCCAGCCACCAGAUGUUCCCUAAAAUAAAACUGGCAAAAUAUCGCAACAUAGCACCGCGGUUCGCGCACGAUAAGCGAGACGGAGGAUAAAUCCGGUGCGAGGGGGACAAGGAUGGCGAGGUUGGAGAACGACGGAGCAGAGAGACGCCACGAGACGAAGGGUCGCUGGAUAAACGGCACAAAGGGAUAGGAAGCUAAAGGGAGAAGGGCCUCGUAAAGAACCAGCGCCUGAAAUCGAGAUCCAAAAAGCCCCGUGCAAUGACCGGGCGAUCUGCACACGCGAUCUUCGCCGGUGCAACAUCCUCACGAUGCUCUCUUCGUUCUCCUCUCUCAGAGACCCACCUCCAGAAAGAGCGGCGCCCUAUGGAGGUCGGAUACGUAGGACGUAUCUGAUGAAUCUUCGGCAAAAGAUGGUUUAUUUAUUUCUUGCUUGGCGAGAAGAACGGUUGAUUUAAUUUUGUAUUAAAUUGUUAAAAUUGUACGAAAUUAAUAACGUAUUUGAGUUUUUAUUAGAUAUAAUUAUUUCUUCUUUCAAUUUUUAUCGAAAAAUAAAGAACACGGAGAAAAAAUAAUUUGCAAAAGAAGAGAUAGAGAUUAACGUCAUGCUUUUAUUUAACAUAUUUAUCUUAAAAACAAAAUGUUUUCUUCAGUGCCAUGUAAAACACAAAUACUAAUAGAAAUAAUUUAAUUAAUUAGUUAAGAAAUAAUGGCUUGGUUAAAUAUAUAUACGAAUGAACGACA
Ooceraea biroi (clonal raider ant) is the source of this 1925-nucleotide messenger RNA. RefSeq names its product cold and drought-regulated protein CORA. Lineage: Eukaryota; Metazoa; Arthropoda; Insecta; Hymenoptera; Formicidae. The record is from RefSeq and is a predicted model, not a curated record.